GGGGCUGGGUGCCUACGGGUCAGGGUCCCUAUGGAGGUGGGUCCCUACAGAGCUGGGUCCCUAUGGAGCUAGGUUGUUAUGGGUCAGGGUCCCUAUGGAGCUGGGUUGUUAUGGGUCAGGCUCCCUAUGAAGCUGGGUUUUUAUGGGUCAGGGUCCCUAUGGGUCAGCAUCCCUAUGGAGCUGGAUUCUUAUGGGUCAGCGUCCCUAUGGAGCUGGUUUUCUGUGGGUGUGGGUCCCUACGGAUCAUGGUCCCUAUGGAGCUGGGUCCGUAUGGGCCAGGGUCCCUACGGAGCUGGAUCCCUAUGGAGCUGGGUUGUUAUGUGUCAGGGUCCCUAUGCAGCUGUGUCCCUAUGGGUCAGGGUCCCUAUGGAGCUUGGUGCCUACGGAACUGGGUCCCUAUGGAGCUGGGUUCUUAUGUGUCAGGGUCCCUACGGGUCAGCAUCCCUACGGAGCUGGUUUUCUAUGGGUGUGGGUCCUUAUGGGUCGUGGUUGCUAAGGAGCUGGGUUCCUAUGGGAGCGUGUUCCUACGGGUCAGGGUCCCUAUGGAGGUGUGUUCCUAUGGGAGCUGUGUCCCUGUGGGUCAGGGUCCCUAUGGAGCUGGUUUUGUGUGGGUGUGGGUCGCUACAGAUCAUGGUCCCUAUGGAGCUGGGUUCUUAUGGAUUAGGAUUUCUAUGAGUCAGUAUCACUAUGGAGCUGGUUUUCUGUGGGUGUGGGUCCUUAUGGGUCAUGGUUCCUACGGAGCUGGGUGCCUAUGGGUGUGUGUCCCUAUGGGUCAGGGUCCCUAUGGAGGUGGGUUGCUAUGGGAGCUGUGUCCCUAUGGAGCUAGGAUCUUAUGGAUCAGGGUCCCUAUGGAUCAGCAUCCCUACGGAGCUGGUUUUCUGUGGGUUUUUUAUGAGUCAUGGUCCCUACAGGGCUGGAUCCCUAUAGAAGCACAUCCCUAUGGGUCAGGGUCCCUAUACAUUUAGAUCCUUGUGGGCUGGGGUCCCCAGGGUGGGGGGGUCCCUAUGAGAUUUGUCUCCCCAUAGCUCCGUCUCCCUAUGAGGUGUCCACCCCCCUCCCCACACCGGGAGACACCCCCAGCCCCUGACCGCUCUCUCCCCUCACCCCCCUGCCCCUCCAGGCGCUGCGGGCAGGGCUGGCCGGGGCGGGGGCGCGGGGCUUCGUACAGGUGCUGGUGGCACCGGGUCGGGGGCCGGGACUGGCGGCACUGG
Molecule: messenger RNA, 1211 nt
Organism: Aquila chrysaetos chrysaetos
Lineage: Eukaryota; Metazoa; Chordata; Aves; Accipitriformes; Accipitridae
Exons: 3
Coding region: 63-965 (300 amino acids)
Source: RefSeq, a predicted model, not a curated record